UCUCGACUCCCGCUGGUCGUUCCCGCGCGAUUCCAGUCUCACGGUCAACCGUGCGCAGGCAAAUGGGGCGCGCGAUUAAACAAAAAGCAGCGGCGGCGGCGGCGGCGGCUAGUAUAAGUAGCGGCGGCCGCGUGGUGCGAACAAAAGAUUAAUUCAUCGGAGCUCCAUCCCUCCCUCCCUCCCUCGCACCCUCCUCUUAGCCUAGCCCCAAGUGGGCAGCUAAAUUCUAGCCCUCCGUACUCGAGGCUCCAAGGCAAACAGGGGAUCAGGAAACAGGAAGAGGGUGCGGGCGUGCAGCAGAAGCAAGGGCGCUUUCCACAUCCACAGCUAGCCUCUUGCGCUUACGGAAAGAUCAGAGGGGCAGGGGCGGAGCGUCUGUUGCAAGGACGCGCACGAGACUCGUAAGGGAGAAACCAAACAAGUAGCAGGGAGCUCAAUCGCCGCGGAGGGGAUCGAUGAAGUCGCCGCUGCGGAGGUUCAGGGGCUUCGGCCACCACCACACCAAGGAGGAGCGGAGGGGCCACCACCAGCCGCCGCCGGCCAAGCUCGACGAGCUCGUCUGCGCCGCCCAGGAGGUGGAGGACAUGAGAGACUGCUACGAUGGCUUGAUUGCAGCUGCGGCCGCCACAACAAAUAGUGUAUAUGAGUUUUCCGAGGCUCUUGAGGAACUGGGAGGCUGCUUCCUCGCAAAAACUGCACUAAAUGGCGAUGACGAUGAUGAUAGCGGUAGUAGAGUGCUCAUGAAGCUGGGGAAGGCCCAAUUUGAAUUACAAAAACUUGUUGAUACCUAUCGCUCAAAUAUCAUUUAUACUAUCACAACCCCAUCAGAGUCUCUUCUCAAGGAGCUACAGACUGUCGAGGAAAUGAAGCAGCAAUGCGACAUGAAAAGAGAGACAUAUGAAGCUAUGAGGGCAUCCUAUACACAAAAAGGAAGGUCAAGGCAUUCCAAAACUGAAACAUACUCUGCAGAACAACUGCAAAGCGCUCUCGCUGAGUACCAAGAAGACGCAGCGCUGUUCAUAUUUCGCUUAAAGUCAUUGAGGCAAGGGCAAUUCCAUAGCCUUUUAACACAGGCUUCUCGGCAUCAUGCCGCUCAGUUAAGCUUUUUCAGGAGAGGGUUGAACUGUCUUGAGGCACUCGAACCUCAUGUAAAGGCAAUAGCUGAGAAACAGCACAUCGACUACCAGUUCAGUGGUCUUGAGGAUGAUGCAUCUGACAACGAUGAUUACAGCUCCUACCAGGAUGAUUGCAGUGACGAUGGAGAGCUCAGUUUCGACUAUGAAAUAAACGACAAGGAUCAAUAUUUUGUUGCUUCAAGUGGUUCAAUGGAUUUAGACAAAAGAGAUGUGACGAAUUCCCCGCAGCCAGUAAAAGAAAGCAUGCAGGAAGGGGUCAAACAAACCAAGGGAAAUGUUAUAACUCCGCGAGUGAAGCCAGAGAUCAACACACACUCAGCACCCAUUCUGGCAGGCAACUUACCGGAUCCGUCCGAGAGAUCUUGGCAAACGAAGCCAUCUUCAGCCAAACUUUCGUACAAGCUUCCAAUGCCAGUUGAUGACAAGGAUCCCAGAUCUGCAGGUGCUCAGAGACCACAUCAUUCACAGCAGCUGGAGAGUAAGCCUCGUGUCUCAGCGAAUCCGUGGCAUUCGUCUCCACUGACGAAAGACUUCAGGCCGGGUGGCCACGUGAAAACGCCACCAAGUGCGGAGGGGGCCUCGGCGUUCUCCCAGCCGGUCUCUGAUUUCAAGAAGAUGAAGAGGCAGUUCUAUUCUGGUCCAAUGGCAAGCGGACCAGGGUUAAGCAUGCCAUCUUCGCUGAACGAUCGCAGAUCAUCCGCGGCACAAGCACAGCAUCUUGUGAUGCCAGGAAAUUUGCAAGGCCUCUUCUGGCAGCCGUCAUCUGCGUCCCCAAAAGUUCCCCCCAAGAUGUUGGGGCGGCAUCCAACGAAAUCACCAAGGAUCAGCGAGCUGCACGAGCUGCCUAGGCCUCCUCCAGCCAGCGUGGAGUCCCUCAGGCCUUCUGGUUUGGUCGGCUACUCUGGUCCUCUGGUAUCCAAGCGUCAGACUCAGAUCCCUGCAGCCACAGCCCGUGUGUCGCCGACAGCGUCACGAACCCCCUCGCCGCUUCCACCGCCGCCUGCUACCCUGACUCGCAGCUACUCCAUACCAUCAAAUAGCCAGAGGAUACCGAUCGUCACCGCGGACAGAUUGUUGGAGGCUAGAAAUAGCAGGGACGGCAGCGAUAUUUAUUCGCCGCCACUUACCCCUUUGUCACUGACUGAUUUGUCCCAGCAGCAAGGAACGAAAACUACUGCAGGUGGCACAAGGAUGAAGGGGGCCUUAUGACAUAAAUCAACCAAAUGCAGACUGAUCUUAGUUGAUUUUGUAAGUAGUGAUGUAUUUUAGGUUCAUAUUCAUGAUAUUCUUUUAUUCAUCGUCUGUAUUACAAAUGAAAAGGACGGAAAAGUAAUAUAUACUUUUCUUACACAGUAGUGAUGUAUUGUAGGUUCAUAUUCAUUAUAUAUUGUUUCAUUCACCGUAUGUAUUACAAAUGAAAAGGGCGGAAAAGUGCAAGAACAUUGAACCUCUGGUUCAGAUCUCUGAUAGCGUCAAGAUGAAAGGGCUGUUUCCUCAGUUCCGUUUUGUUUCGUUUUUGGAUGAAUUUUCCAUUUCUUGACACUACAUGAUUUCGUUCCAGAUUGUAUGGGUGGAGAGAAAUGAAACCCUGUACAAAAUUAA
This is a messenger RNA of Zea mays, 2738 nucleotides long. Its product is annotated as hydroxyproline-rich glycoprotein family protein. Bases 456 to 2345 code for a protein of 629 amino acids. The record is from RefSeq and is a predicted model, not a curated record. NCBI's taxonomy places the organism in Eukaryota, Viridiplantae, Streptophyta, Magnoliopsida, Poales, Poaceae. Gene Ontology annotation, cellular component: cytoplasm. The transcript has 11 exons. Gene Ontology annotation, molecular function: protein binding.